UGUAAAAUUAUCUAUUUAGUGUUGUUAUUUUAUUAAAUAUUGAGUGUAGUUCCCGUUCGUUCACCUUUGAUGACCAUGAAAACUUCGUUCUCCUGGUUAAUGUGUUUUUGUUUCUUUUUCGAAAUUGGCAUUUUGUGUGAUAGAAAACUCGAAAAACGACAAACCAUAUUUUAUUGUCCAGGCGUAACUGAAUAUGGGUGUGGAUCUGGCCAGUGCAUUGAUGUCUCAAAUACUUGUAAUGGAAUACGAGAUUGCAAUGAUGGAUCUGAUGAAACUUUACUUUUAUGUGAAACGGUCUUAUGUCCACAAUAUACAUUCAAGUGCAAAUAUGGCGCUUGUAUCAGUAACAAGUAUAAAUGUGACGGCUUCGAACAGUGUGCUGAUGGUUCGGAUGAAGAACAUUGUUCCAAUUCAACUUCAAUAUCAACAUUUGCGAGUGCAAUAUCUAAAAAAAACGACACAGCAAAACCAAUAAAGCAGUCUUACAUCAAGAAAACUUGCGUGAUACCGACAAUUGAGGGCACAAAAUACUUCUAUAAAGAUUGGAAUCAAAAUGUUUCUCUAUCUUAUGGUACAGCAAUUGAACAAUAUCGCAUAGUUGAAGAGGACUGUGAAGUUGGAUUUCACAAAGUUGUUCCUUAUAGAUUUAUGGUAUGCUCGGAAUCCGGACAAUGGAGACCAUUCGUAACUGAUGAAUUAUGUUUAAAAAUGUGUCCGCCUAUGGAAUCAGAUAGUUUAGAUUUUGAAUGUAUCUUUGAGGAUAAAUAUAUUAGUUGCUUAAAAGCAGUACCUGGAACCAUAUUAAAUCAAACAUGUAAAGCCACUCAUAGAUUAUCAAACGAACAAGAACAACGCUCAACUCGAUUAAUUUGUCUGGAAGAUGCAACAUGGAGUGAUGAUGAUCUAUAUACGUGUAUUCCAUUUUGUGGUCAACUAUAUACUCCAAGCAAUAAGUCAAGUGAUGAGAAAAUAGAAUAUGAAACAGUGCCUUGGAGUGUUGGAUUAUAUCGACAAAAUAACAGUCACCAUGAUGAGUAUUUUGAAUUAAUAUGCGGAGGGACAUUAAUUGCGCCGAAUUUAGUUGUUACUGCUGCUCAAUGUUAUUGGGAAGAAGGGAAUACUGAUAAAAUAUUGACGAAUAAAAAUAAUACUUAUAAAGUUGCUGUUGGAAAGUAUACUAGUGAUAUUUCAAUAAAAGAAAAUAAUUUUACUCAGAUUAUUGAUGUGGGUUUAAUUUAUUUAAAAGAGAGUUAUAAUGGUUCUUCUUGGUAUUAUGCCGAUGAUUUAGCUAUUAUCGUGUUAUACACUCAAGUUACAAUCAGUGACUUUGUUUUGCCAAUUUGUAUCGAUUGGUCUAAGCAAUAUACUGUUCCGAACGGAUCUAAUGGAAAGGUUGUCGGCUGGGGAAAAACUAAAAUGAUAGAAACAAGUUCUAUUUUAUUAAAAGCCAACGUAUCAUAUAUUGAUAAAAAUACUUGUCGUGAUAUGUAUACAAAUGGAUUUCAAUCAUUGGUGACUGUAGAUAAAUUUUGCGCUGUUUCUCCAUCAGAACAAAACAUUAAUGAAAUAUUCAUUGGUUCAGGCUUAACAUAUGAACAUGGUACUUUACAAUUUUUAACCGGAAUAGUAAGUGUCAUGAAUCCAAGCACGAAUGAUUUAUUUGCUGUUUUUACGGAUGUAAGUCACCAUAUUCAAUGGAUUCACCGAUUCGUGAAAGACUUUACUAAUCUUGUUAAUAUCAUAAUAUUAUUUGCUGCAAUAUUUUCGUCAUCGGCCAUGAAGUCAACGUAUACUUUUAUUCUGGUUAUAUAUUCAUAUUUCAUAUUGGGAACGGUUAUUUUGUGUGAAAAAGAAUUUAAAAAACGACAAACCGGAUUAAUUUGCUCAGAUGAAUUGGAGUACACUUGUAAAUCUGGCCAAUGCAUAGAUAUCACAUCUAUUUGUGAUGGAUUACAAGACUGCAAAGACGGAUCUGAUGAAACAGAAAUUCUAUGUAGAUCGAUCACGUGUCCAACAUACGCAUUCAAGUGCAAAUAUGGUGCUUGUGUAAGUUUAGGAAGUAAAUGUGAUGGUGUAAAUCAGUGUUUAGACGGUUCUGAUGAGGCACAAUGUGCCGAUUUAAUUUCACCACCAAUAACUACAGAAUCUGAAAAUAACUCUGAAAAUACUUCAAAACAAUCGAAUUCUACUGAGUCAACUAUCAUAGAAUCGACAAUUACGGAAUCGACAACUACGGAAUCGACAACUACGGAAUCGAGUACUAUAUCGAUAACUACAGCAUCAACAACUACAAACAUCUCAUCCUCUACAUUAAUUCCAUUAAUCACACUAAACACGUCGAUGGACAAUUCUUCCAAUCAAAACAAAACUUGUGUGAUACCAACCAUUGAGGGAACUAAGCAUUUUUAUAAGGAUUUAAUUCAAAACGUUCCCGUACCAAAUGGUGCUGUUGUUGAUAAAUAUCGCAUAGUUGAAGUGGACUGUAAAGAAGGAUAUUAUAAAAAUAUUCCACACAAAUUUAUGGUUUGUUCGGAUUCUGGACAAUGGAUGCCAUUUGUUUCUAAAACAUUGUGUUUGAAAAAGUGUCCUCCUAUGGUCUCAGAUAUAAUAGAUAUUAAAUGUUCGCUGAAUGGAAAUAAUGUAAAUUGUUCAACACCAUCAGAACCUGGUACUAAAUUAACACAAUCUUGUAAAGUCACAAAUUCACAUAAAGGACAAAAAGUAAUGGAUACUUCUAAUGAGCUACUUUGUCUUCAAAAUGCAAAAUGGAGUGGUCAAUUACUUACCACUUGUACAUCACGUGACGAAUUAAUCUUAAAUAGAGUGAGCGAGUCAUCAGUAAUAGCACCUUGGAAUGCGGAAAUAUAUAAAAUUAAUAACGAUGGUCAAUAUUACCGAAUAUGCGGAGGAACACUAAUUGCUCCAAAUUUAGUUGUCUCUGCUGCUCAUUGUUUUUGGAAAAAGGGGUUAAGGAGAAAAAUUAUAUUGAAUGAAAAUAAUAGUAUUAAAAUUGCCGUCGGAAAAACAACUACUGAUUUUUCUGUAAUAGACAAUCAAUAUACACAGUAUAUAGACGUCAAAUUAAUUUAUCUAAAGGAAAGUUAUGAAGGCCCGGCUGGAUUUUAUGCUGAUGACAUUUCUGUAAUUGUGUUAGCAACUGACAUCAUCAAUAGUAAUGGUGUUUUUCCAGCUUCUAUUGAUUGGUCAACAACAUAUUCACUUUUCAAUGGAGAUCUAGGAAAGAUGUUUGGCUUGGGAAUCAAUAAUAUUAUGAAUGGUAAUGGACAAGAUAAAUCGAUAUUAAAAUUAUAUACUUUACCAUAUAUUAAUCACAAUACGUGUCAGAAAAUGUACACAAAUGGAUUUAGAAGUUACGUGACCAAAGAUAAAUUCUGCACGGGUUAUAAAAUGGUUGCAGGAGAAAAAGAUCUUAUAGGAUUUGGCGGUUCGGGCUUGAUGUAUGGAGAUAAUGAUUCUGUACAAUAUUUAACUGGAGUACUUAGUAUCAAGGAUUUAUAUUCAAAUAAAUCAGUAGCUGUAUUCACAAGCAUCGAACAUCAUGUACAUUGGAUUUGUCAUAUUUAUUUAAAUCAUGCAACUUACACGAUGUAAAUGUGGCAUACAUUGUAAGUGAUAUAACACAUAUCGCAUAUCAAUAUAUAAUUAUGAAUAUUAAACCGUGAAAAUAAAUAAACAUAUAUUUAUGAAAAAAAAC
Messenger RNA from Melanaphis sacchari, 3715 nucleotides. RefSeq lists its product as uncharacterized. The coding region runs from base 70 to 3612 and encodes 1180 amino acids. The transcript has 22 exons. The record is from RefSeq and is a predicted model, not a curated record. Gene Ontology annotation, biological process: proteolysis. Gene Ontology annotation, molecular function: serine-type endopeptidase activity; protein binding. Lineage: Eukaryota; Metazoa; Arthropoda; Insecta; Hemiptera; Aphididae.